Molecule: messenger RNA, 3096 nt
Organism: Ilex paraguariensis (yerba mate)
Lineage: Eukaryota; Viridiplantae; Streptophyta; Magnoliopsida; Aquifoliales; Aquifoliaceae
Source: the annotation of a GenBank genome assembly
AAACAGGCCCCCUCCAACAUACACGACACCUACAGUUCUCCGUUCUCCAUAGCUCAAAGCCAUGGCUGCAUCAAUUCAACCCUAACCGGAACCCUAACCCUCCACAUUUCAACCCCACCAAAUGAAGAACCUUCUUCGUCCCCACCGACCCAUUUCAAACCCUAAAUUUGAACUCGUCCCCAUCUCUACCUCUUCAACCACCACCAGUGAACACCUCGAUAAUGACGAAAACUUCAUAGCGAUCCUAAACGGCAUCGUUCGGGGCAAGAAAAGCUGGAAAAUCUCUCUCAACAGUCCAUAUGUUUCAGCUCACCUCAAGUCACAUCAUGUCGAAAAGGUCCUCCUCCAAACCCUAGACGAUUCAAGGUUAGCUUUACGUUUCUUCAAUUUCUUAGGCCUUCACAAAAACUUCGAUCACUCCACUGUGUCGUUCUGCAUUCUGAUUCACUCCUUGGUCCAAUCCAAACUUUUCUGGCCCGCCUCUUCAAUCCUUCAAACCCUCCUUCAGCGUAGUUUAAAUCCGAGACUAAUUUUUGAAUAUUUAUUUAAUUCGUUUGAAAAAUCCAAUUUUUCAUCCACAUUGGGAUUUGAUUUGUUAAUUCAAAAUUAUGUUCAGAAUAAAAGAGUACUGGAUUCUGUGAUAAUUGUGAAGCUCAUGAAGGAGUGUAAAUUAAUGCCUGAAAUUAGGACUUUAACUGUCGUGUUGAAUGAGUUGAUUCGAAUCAGGCGGUUCGAUAUGGUUCUGGGCUUGUUUGAUGAGAUUGUGAGCUCAAAUGUUCGGCCCAAUGUGUAUAUAUACACGGCUGUGAUUCGGAGUUUGUGUGAACUGAAAGAUUUUGACAGGGCAAAAGAAAUGAUACAUUAUAUGGAGUUGUAUGGUUGUGAAUUGACUGUGGUACCGUAUAAUGUGUUGAUCAGUGGGCUCUGCAAGAGCCAAAGAGCUCAGGAGGCUGUCGAGGUUAAGAAUGCGUUGGCUCAUAAGGGAUUGAGAGCUGAUGUGAUUACGUAUUGUACAUUAGUGUUGGGUUUGUGUAAAAAGAAAGGAUUUGAGAUUGCUCAAGAAUUGGUGAAUGAGAUGGUGGAACUGGGGUUUGUUCCGACUGAGGCGGCUGUGUCAAGUCUUGUUGAUGGGUUGAGGAGAUAUGGAAAUAUUUUGGGUGCUUAUGAGGUGGUAAAUAAAGUGGGGGUGGUGCCGAAUUUGUUUGUCUACAAUGCAUUGAUCAAUUCUUUAUGCAAAGAUGGGAAGUUGGAAGAAGCAGAGAUGCUUUUUAUGAGCAUGGAGGAAAAGGGUUUGAGUCCAAAUGAUAUAACAUAUGCUGUAAUCAUCGACUCAUUUUGUAAAUGGGGAAAAUUGGAUGAUGCUGUUCUUUUGCUUGGUAAAAUUGGGGAUGCGGGGAUAAAAGUGACCGUGUAUCCCUAUAAUUCUCUUAUCAAUGGGCACUGCAAAGUCGGUAAACUGAAUGCAGCAGAGUGUCUCUUCAACGACAUGAUUGAUAAAGGAAUAACUCCAACUGUGGUGACGUAUACUUCAUUGAUAGAUGGAUACUGCAAGGAAAAAGAAGUGCACAAGGCAUUGAGGAUCUAUCAUGAGAUGACUAGGAAAGGAUGUUUGCCAAACACGUAUACCUUUACUGCACUUAUUUCUGGUCUUUGCCAUGCAAACAUGAUGGUGGAAGCAAGUAAGUUGUUUGACGUAAUGGUGGAAAGGAAUGUUAGCCCGAAUGAGAUUACAUAUAAUGUUAUGAUUGAAGGGUACUGUAGGCUGGGUAAUACAGUGAUAGCCUUUAAGUUGCUUGAUGAGAUGAUGGAGAAGGGUCUUGUACCUGAUACAUAUACCUAUAGGCCUCUAAUAAAUGGGCUAUGUUUGACAGGCAGGGUAUCUGAAGCCAAAGAAUUUGUGGAUGACCUUCACAAAGAGCACUUUAAGUUAAAUGAGAUGUGCCUUAGCGCACUUCUACAUGGUUAUUGCAAGGAAGGAAUGUUAAAGGAUGCACUGAAUGCUUGUCAUAAGAUGUUGGAAAGAGGAAGUGAUAUGGACCUUGUGUGUUAUGCCGUACUUAUUAAUGCAGCUCUUAAAAAGCAUGAGACAGAAACAAUAGAAAAUCUGUUGAAGGAGAUGCAUGAUCAGGGGUUGAGGCCUGAUAAUGUAAUAUAUACUAGUAUGAUUGAUGCCUACAGCAAAAAUGAAGAUAUUAAAAAGGCAUUUGGAGUUUGGGAUGUAAUGGUCAGUGAAGGAUGCAUCCCAAAUGUUGUGACAUACACUGCAAUGAUAAAUGGCUUAUGUAAGGCAGGAUCUGUAGAUAAAGCUGAGAUCCUUUGCAAGGAAAUGCUGGUCAGCAGCUCCAUUCCUAAUCAGGUUACACAUGGUUGUUUCCUUGAUCACCUUUCCAGAGGAGGACACAUGGAGAAAGCUGUAGAGCUGCACAAUGCAAUGGUUGAAGGGUUUCUAGCAAACACUGUCACAUACAACAUACUCAUUCGGGGUUUCUGCAACUUGGGCCAAAUUGAGGAAGCUGCAGAAACCUUAACUAAAAUGACACAGAAUGGUAUCGCCCCAGAUUGUAUAAGCUAUUCAACAAUCAUUUAUGAGCAUUGUAGAAGGGGUGAUUUACAGGGAGCGACAAAGCUGUGGGACUCCAUGCUGAACAAGGGUGUGAAGCCUGAUAUACUGGCCUUUAAUUUGUUGAUAUAUGGCUGCUGUAUGUCUGGAGAGCUAAACAAAGCUUUUCAACUGCGUGAUGACAUGAUGAGAAGAGGUCUGAAGCCAAAUUGGGCAACAUACAAUGCUCUCAUUCACGGAACUUGCUUAAAAGUAAAGUUGGGUACAGCGAUUGAAGUGUAAUGAUUAUAUGGAUGGUUGAAUCAUUCUUGUACCCGAGCUAAAUUGUCUGUAAUCCCACUUGACAUUAGCUGGGAUCUCUAUUCAGAACAAUGAUGGUUUUACGUUAACCGUGAACCUAGAUCUGAACAUGUUGAAUCCUGAGGGUAGGACGAUUUGGAGAUGGUUGGACAUUUCUCCUUUUCUGUAGAUUACCUUAACUUUGUAGAUUUGUAAGUUUAGACGGGGAAUGUACAUAUGAUUUUGAGAGAACGGAC